AUCUAACGACUGGCAUUCCUGCUUGUUCCUGCUGGUACGAAACCAGAGCUAUCGUGUAAGCGCGGAAAGUUCUCGGUUUUGUUUGGUAGAAGUGCGGAAGUGCGCGUCCCGUGUGAAUUCCGUGAUCUCGCUAGCAUCCCUUAUUAUGGCGCGAGCAUGCUAUGUGAAAUGAUAGACGAAGGAUUGCGUACGCUGCUCACCGGCCAGGCAUUUCAACGUACGUGCUAACCGUGUGCGUUGGCACGUAGAGCGGUCAACCUCCUCCCGCAUAAGACUCUUGGCUGUGCCGCUGCUGGUGGAUUCCACUCGCUUAUCUGGCUGCUCCCGCGGCUCGCAGUAAAUAGAAAGAAUAAUUACUUCGGUGGAAAAUGAGCGCAUCUGCCCUAAAAUCGACAAUACCCGGGGUAGGUACGUCGCCGACUUCUACUAGCCAUUCGAUGUUGCCUAUGAACGCCAUGGCGCAGAAAGUUGCCGGAUCGGAUAGCGGGUCCAUGAAGCCCUUGUCAGGAAGUGGACUCAGCUACGUCACUCUGCAACCACCAAGUCAACCACUCAGUCUUGUACAAGAUCACAGACCCUCUGUGUAUCAGGCUCCAUCUUACAUAGGCAGUAGCAUGGAGAAGGAGCCAGAAACUGAAAAACUAAUACCGAAUGGUGUUGAAGUGGCAAAAACAGAAACUGAGGAAGAUGUGCCUGCUGCUGUAAAGCAAACCGAUUCCAAUAGAAAUAACAACUUGAGCCCUGAGAAUCCUGCCCCUGAGCAACCAUGUGAAAUUCAUCCUGAACAGGAGCUCACAUCGUUAACUUUGGACUUUCCUGCUCUGUGCACACAAGUGCAAACACAAGCACAAAAUAAAGUUGAGGAAAAGAAGACUCCUGUAAAUAAUGGAUCGAAGGAAUCAGACGGUAAAGCUGUUAAUACUCCUCCUGUACAUAUGAAACCAUCUCCACACAAGCCUGAAGACACACAAGUUAAAAAUGAAGUCCCAAAGGCAAAACCUGUCACCAAUCAGAGUAUAAAAGCACCCAGCGACAAUGCUGCUGUGCCACCAGCCAGCACAAUAAAGCCUGAAAUAAAGGUUGCUACUUCUCUAAAGACAAAUAAGCGAAAAUCCAGAGAAUUGAAGGACUUGAAAGGAGCCUCUACGGUUGCCGAUGGGGCAAGUAAACCUAAAAGGAAUCGAGUUCAAACGCGUCUCUAUCAGAGCCCGCUACCAGACAUCGCAUUGUUGGUCAAAAACCUCAACAAGACUCCAGGUCCUAAAGCUACCGACGAUAAACUAAUUGUGUUCUAUAAAAACGAAUUUUUGGCUGUGAGAAAUGCUGAGGGAAGCUUCUACGUUUGUCAAGCGGUGCAAAAUAUCUAUAAAUCGAGCAGACGUGUCCGUAUACGUUGGCUGUCUCAAGACAAGAAUAAUGGAGAAAUCUAUUCACCAGAUUUCUAUGAUUUUACAGAUUUUGAUUGCAUACUGACGAACCUGAAUCUAAACAAAAUCGACAAGAAUAAAUUCCAGUUAACCAAAAUAGAAUUAUUGCGUACUGAGAAUAUUUUGAAACGGGCCAUCGAUGUGGAAGCUGGGGUAUCAGAAGCACCUCGAGUUACGGAGGAACAUCCCGAUGGUUUGGACCUAUCGCUGUAUAAAGACGAGUCACAGCUGAAAAGAAGAAAAGGCGUGCACAAGGAGAAGACGAAUCAACGAAAGAAAACUAAACGAGCCGCGAGUUCUUCGGAGGACGACGGAGACGAGGAGCAGUCGGAAAAGAAAUCGUCCAAGGCGAGCCGUGCGAAGAAACGACCGGCCAAUAAAAGGACGACGACCGCUAAAUCCGUCGCAAAAAGCAGUAGCAGGGCGGAGAGAGCGCUAAACAGAAGCACGAAAUCACAAAGUGAUGGCAACGACGUAGCUACUACUGCCACUACUGCUUCUACUGUAGCUACUACUACCACCACUACUUCCGUCGCUACCGGUGCCGCCGCCACUACUGUCACCGCUGCUGCAGGUGCUACUGCGAGUCCCGCCACUAAUGCUUCCGUCGCAGCGGAUACCAAGAAUAACACGGAAGUAAAAAAAUUCGAAAUGAAGAAGAACGGCAAACAGCAAAGUAACAAUACUGCUGGCGGAGUUCCAAGAACGAAACCCCGUGGUACUGCUCAAGCUGCACAGCAAGCCAGUAAAACGGCAGGUCGUCCGAAGCGCGUGACCGCCACCACCGGUGUUUUACCGACUGAGGAAGCAUCUUCGCGAAAGAAACCGCGCGGCCGAGCGUAAAACAUACCUAACGCAUAAUUGCUUUUUUAUGCUAUAGUUACAGACGAGUCUGUAUCGUAGGCAAUAUGUACGUGUGGUACACCUCUUGAAAAAUUACAAUCAAUUUAUUGUGUAAUAUAUACAUAUGUACGAUCUCAAGAUUCUUAAAUGUAUCAUGUGCCGCGAUAUAUUAUAGUCCAACGAUACGGGAUCAACGACUUGUAUCUCUAAUUCGUCAAGUCGCAUUUGAGAAAAAAAAAGAAGAUAAAAGAAAAAUAAAGAAAAUAGAAAUGACUCAGAGAGAGAAAGAGAGAGAGAUUAUAUAUGAGUGAUAUUGUGAUAUCAUACAAAAUUUGUACAUAUCGUCUACGUCUCAGACUCCAUCGGGAGAAGAAAGUUAUGAAAUGUGUGAGAAAAAACGGUACCUUGAGUUGAGUAAUAACUAUCUACAGGGUGUCACAUACUAAUGCACUCUUGCAAUAGUCUAUUUUUGAUGUUGUGAGUGAACCGUACGUGAUUCAGUUGGUUUUAAUGUACACUUUCCAUUGGAUAUAAUAGCUAUGUACAAAUAUAUAUGUCUGGGAGGGGGUUGGGGAUUAUAUGUAUUCUGUAAAAGAAACAGUGGGAAAGGGAGGGAGGGAGGGAGGGAAGGAGGAAGUAAGUAGGAUUAUAAAAAAGAGGAAAGAACAUAGUACUGACAGGAAUUUAAACAAAAAUAUAUAAAAUUGGAAACAAUCCCGAUUGUUGCCGAGUUUAACCCGAUCGACCGGCAAAGGAUCUCGAAGUACAAUACCUGUACAUUAUACUGAAUCCUUGCUGUUAAAAAGAAUAAAAAAAAAAGAGAGAGAGGAUAGCCCGUAAAAUGGUCCAGCGCCUAGUAGGGACAGGCAGAGUAAAGAAGUGCCCAGAAUUGUCUCCUUGUUGAGCCAAUGGAUUCGCGAGAAACUCGCAAGCAGAAAGUAGCAUGUUGCUUAUAGUUUGUUUUUUCAAUUUGCACUCGCGGGGACCCCGUCAUUGUAAAAUUACGGAGUUCGCGCUAAACAGAGAGUGGUGCCACGUUACGAUCUAGGUACAUAGACGUAAUUUUAAGAGAGGAUAAAUAAAGUUCUUGUUUGCAGUCGAUAGUAUACAAUUUUAAGUGUAUAAAUUUUGAUUUAUGUUCACGUGUUAACUUUAUUUUUCGUCCAAGGUUAAACAGACGAAAUGUAUAUUUAAUAAGCGAUAGACCGUUAUAAUUAAUAUUUUACCAAAUCUAAAUUCGUAUAUAUACAUAUACACACACACACACACACAUAUAUAUAUAUAUAUAUAUAUACACACAUAUACAUAUAUACAUAUAUAUUUUUUAAUGUAGUGCAUAUUUUAUACAUCCCGUUAGCGUAAUAUGUUUGUCGAAGAACGCAAGCUUAUGUCGAUGUUUUUCUUUUUUUUUUUUUUUUGUUCUUUAUCUAAAAUGAACUAUUAGUGAGCGUCGUUUGAUUGUAAUUGUGUAACAAGAACUCAUAUAUUCGUUCUUUUCUACACUAUGACGUCGCAUAGUAGAAAUAUGAGAAUCUUGCGAGGUAGAUAGGCAUUAUUUAUAAGAGGUCGACAGCUUCACGAGCGUGCGAGAGAGCGUGCUCGUAACGUUGUUGAUUGCGAAAGAGAAAAGAAAAAAAAGAACACGCCGAAUAAGUUUCCGACGAUUUCGUGUGGGGAUAUGUGUAAACGUAUUUUAUACAUCGGCCGUUAUAAGCAGCGCGACCACUAUUGCUACGCAAUAGGGAAUAUUCUUAUGGCACAUUCACUCACAAACACAUACACAUACAGUAUGCCGCUUCGUUUUUAAUCGGACAUGUGUACAUAUAUAGACAAAUUAGAUAAUCAAAAUUGUGCAUACGCGAGUGUGAGGAUUUCCGUAUGACGUUCCGAAUCGAUCACUAUCACGUCGAUUUGCUUAGCACGUAAUGCGACACCCGUAUUUUGUUUUUAAACAAGUAUAAGGGUAUCGCUGCACACAGGAACACGUAAGCAAUAAUGCUCGGGCGGAAAGGCGAAUCGCGGUCACUCGUACUUGAAGAUCGUUGACAGCAUAGACUUGUGUUGAUUUUAUUAAGAUUUUCGACCGCGACUAGCUUACCGCCGAAAGUUAUUACUAACUAAAAGCCUGCUGCUGCGCGAAUCCGGUUACUUGUCAUCUCUCUUUCUCUUCCUAUCUGUUUUUCUGUGUGCCACGAUAUGUGCCAAUGAGCCUCGACUCUCGAUGUACGUGUUUAUGUCGCGCGUUACAUCUCUCCAACGAUAACGUUGUGUUGAUACAUCGAAUGACGAGAGGGGAGGCAACACGCAGGUGACACGCAGGUGAUACCGCCGCGCGCCGUUCACGAAAGGGAAAGGAAGACAGAAUAGCGUAUAUCGACCUCUGUUCGGAAAAAGAGAAAGAAGAUAGGAUACACGUCGCAAUUGUCAUGCGCACAUUAUAUAUGACUAAGAUGAAUUUCAUUCUCUCGCGAUGAAACACACUGUAUUUGAAAUAUACGCAUACGAGGCAUACUGCGUAAAUUUAGUGGAGAAUUCUAAUAACGACACAUACACGCAUGCAACAUAUACACAUACACACAUCCACUCAGAGAAUACUGUUGUUUAUCUAGAUUGUUAUUACUCAAUUUCGCUUGAGAAAUAAUUACGCGAUCCAUUUUUUUCUACUGUACGGGGUGUUGCGUUCACAAGAUAUGGGCGGUUGUUAACAACGUGCAAUCGGUAAAUGCAAUUGUCGUAUAAUUGUCGGCGUGUAAGGCUAUAUGAUGAUGAUGGGCUUAUCGUUCGCUUACGCAGCUUCCGCAGAUUCGUUCCCCAUCUUGAUUUCCCCUCUUUUCUAAUCACUUUUUCAAGCUCGGACGGGACGUAGUUCGAAUUGUUGAAACGUUGUGCGAGAUACGCAUUCUUUCGCUCAUGAUCGCGGCUCAAUAUCGAAGAUUCACUUUUCAUACAAACGAACGAGCGAGAGAGAUUUUCUUCGUGGAUUCAAUGCACACAUCCGACUCAUUUUUCUCAGGAACUCGCGCAACUCUCCAUCUUUUAAAUCGAACAGCGAGUGUCAGAUAGAUAAACAACAAGGCAAGAACCGAGCAGUGACCUUGCGUGAUGAAAUGACACUACGUCGAACAAAAAUAUUGACAAAAGUAGACGUUUCCAUCCUGCUGUUUAAACCUUUUCUUCGCAAUGGUACAGAGAAACAUUUUCGUUCCUCUCAUUUACUCCCGUAAAUAUAUAUUUACAUCUAAUGUAAUAUAUUAUUUCAAGGGAUCUGUUUUCUGUUCCUGCACUGCUAAACUGGUGCAGUAAGUUAGAGUGAGACAAGUAUAUUUUUUCUCGCUCUAACUUAUUGCACCAGUUCAGCAGUGCAGGAACGAAAAACAAACCUAAGAUCUCUCGGUGCUCGCGCGGCCCUCACUUGCCUCUAAUCAACUUUCCGAUUGUACAUCUUUGAGAGCCUUUAUACAUUUAUUCAAACAGUGAGAGAAAACGUAUCUGAGACGUGCACGCGUUUACAAUGUUGCGGGGCACGUGUAAGAAAAAAAAAGAAAAACAAAGAGGAAAGAAGAAAUGCCGAGAUGUGUUUGCGUUGUAAUGGAGCAAUGGGAGCGGUUUUCAACUCGCGUAACGAUUAAGUGUCUUAACAUUAGCUCUUAUUAGGUGUAAGCGCUUCGGAUGCUGGUUUACUAAAAGUAAUCAAAUAAACUAACUGUACGAUGUAUAUAUCCGUUGACAUAUAUCGGCCGUGGUAUAUGUAGUAGCACUGUAAGCGAUCAUCAUCUCUUUUUCUCUCUGUCGCACUCUGUUCUUACGUUGCGCGACUUUUCUCUCCCUCUCUCAGGCUUCUCACAGCAGCGAUUCCGAGUACAACGUGUACAUAAUUUUCGAUCGGGUGCCCGACAUCAAGAAAGACACGAAAGAAAGAAAGAAAGAACGGGCGGACGGGCACUUUGCACGAUUCUUCAAAGUGAAACAAUCGAUCCUGUUUCUUUCCCCCCCGCUCGAUCGCGGUAAUAGAAUUUUUAGAUAAGUAUAUAAGUAUACACACACACGUACACACACCCGCGCGAUUUCGCCCGCGAUUUAGUUUAAGCAAGAAAGAAAAGAAACGACACGCAGCUUUCUUACGCGCGGCUCACACCGAACUUUGAUCAACUUCGGUUUGCGAUUCAUUGACGAAAGCGCAGAAUCGUAUUAUGAACCCUUUCAUGCGCGAAUUUGAUGCAAAAAAAAAAGAAAACAGGUAAGGAACACCCUAUUCUUACGUUGCGCGUUACGACCAAAACGUAAACGAGAUCUUAUUUAGUAAGUCAUUUACGAUUACAAUAGAAUUAUGAUUAAAUCUUUUAUAAUUACACAGUUGUAGGGGAUACGACGUUCACUGAGAUGUGAGCUUGAGACAUUUAUUGUAGGGCUAUAAGAGAGGCCAAAAGUAGAUAUUUACCGCAAUAAACACGAUGCAUGAUAGGGUUAAUAAUAAUACUUUUCACGGUGCCGCGAGAAGGACGGCGCCGUUGAAAUUGUGGAAACAACAAGUAAUCGAUACGCUAUUAAUCAUUAUUUUGUGCGUCAUAAUGCGUUUUGUACCCGGUCUGACCGAGUCGGCGAGAACCGGGCACGAUUUAGUGCGUUCUCCUGCUAUCCUAAGUGGCAACAACUUCAUAUACUUGUAAAAAAAAAGAAACGUCCUCCCCGUGUGGAGUUUCUCUAUCAUUUCGAACGAAAGUUGUUUUAUCUUGUAGGAUAAUAUCGUAAGGAUAAGAGAUAAGCAUUUCUUUCAAUCUAUCCGAUUUCGGACUAGAGGGUGAGACAUUACUUCUCGCGCUGUUCACGCUCUCGAUGGUAAAUCGAAAAAUAACGGAGAUACACAAAAGUGUUUUGUACAAAGGUCUUUUGGUUAUGUAUGUAUAAUAAAGUGACGUCCAGAAAUA
Messenger RNA from Odontomachus brunneus, 7195 nucleotides. RefSeq lists its product as uncharacterized. Bases 369 to 2270 code for a protein of 633 amino acids. Lineage: Eukaryota; Metazoa; Arthropoda; Insecta; Hymenoptera; Formicidae. The transcript has 7 exons. The record is from RefSeq and is a predicted model, not a curated record.